Molecule: messenger RNA, 742 nt
Organism: Aspergillus campestris IBT 28561
Lineage: Eukaryota; Fungi; Ascomycota; Eurotiomycetes; Eurotiales; Aspergillaceae
Gene: tim13
Product: protein translocase subunit TIM13
Exons: 2
Coding region: 96-440 (114 amino acids)
Source: RefSeq, a predicted model, not a curated record
CCACUCUACACCACUCUACACCACUCUACACCACUCUACACUACUCUACACUACUCUACACCCUCCACUUCAAUUCAACCAACACAUCCAUCAAAAUGGCUCUCUUCGGCUCCAGCUCCAGCGCCCCCAGCAACAACCCCCAAGAGGUUAAAAACACCAUCAAGCUGCAACUGCAGCAAGAGGCCGCCAUGGCCAACGCCCGGAGUCUGAUCGGAAAAAUCAACGAACACUGCUACGACGCCUGCAUCCCCACCCCGGGCUCCUCCGUCUCCCCGAAAGAAGAAACCUGCCUGUCGCAAUGCAUGGAAAAGUACAUCGCCACGUGGAACGCCGUCAGCAAGGCCUACAUCGGCCGCGUCGCGCACGAGAGCAAGCGUCUGGGUGGGCAGGAGAACACCAUCGCCAUGAACUCCCUGGCUGUGGCGCCGAAUGACCAGUAGACCCUUUCUUCUUUCUUUCUUUGAUUGGGUUCUUUUUGCUGUUGUAUUUGUGUCUGUGGCUGUGUCUGUGUUGAAGAUGGAUGGUGUUUUUGUUUGGGAAUAGAUUCUGUCAUGAAUUUUGUUAUGUUUUUUUUUUUUUAUAUGUUGAGGUAUAAUUCUGCCCGGUUGGUGGAUGUGGCAGAGUGGUGAUGUACGAUAUGGUGGAUCUUCGUUCUACGUUUCUCAAAACUGAGUGAUGCAUCUAAGAUCGCUUUUAUUCAAUUGAGAUCAAAACAAAGCCUAUGUACAUUAUACAGGUAACG